UCAUGUAGGAUUUGAUAGCUUACCUGAUCAGCUGGUUAAUAAAUCAGUUAGCCAUGGUUUCUGUUUCAACAUCCUCUGUGUGGGAGAAACUGGUCUUGGGAAAUCCACGUUGAUGGAUACGCUGUUCAACACCAAGUUUGAAGGCGAACCAGCUUCUCAUUCCCAGCCAGGAGUUCAGCUGAAAUCCAGUUCUUAUGACCUGCAGGAAAGUAAUGUUCAUUUGAAGCUGACCAUUGUCAGCACGGUGGGCUUUGGCGAUCAGAUUAACAAAGAGGACAGCUAUAAACCCAUUGUGGAAUUCAUCGAUACCCAAUUUGAAGCCUAUUUGCAAGAGGAGCUGAAAAUUAAGCGGGUGCUGCAUAAUUACCAUGAUUCCAGGGUCCAUGCUUGCCUGUAUUUCAUCGCUCCCACAGGACAUUCUUUGAAAUCCCUGGAUCUGGUAACAAUGAAGAAACUGGACAGUAAGGUGAAUAUCAUUCCUAUCAUUGCCAAAUCUGACGCCAUCUCCAAGAGCGAGCUGACCAAAUUCAAAAUUAAGAUCACAAGUGAACUAGUGAGCAACGGAGUGCAAAUCUAUCAGUUCCCUACCGAUGAUGAAUCCGUGUCAGAAAUAAAUGGAACCAUGAACGCUCACUUACCAUUUGCCAUCAUUGGCAGCACAGAAGAAGUCAAGAUAGGAAAUAAAAUGAUGAAGGCACGCCAGUAUCCAUGGGGGACCGUACAGGUGGAAAAUGAAGCCCACUGUGACUUUGUGAAACUCAGAGAGAUGUUGAUCCGGGUAAACAUGGAAGAUCUUCGUGAACAAACCCACACGCGCCAUUAUGAGUUAUAUCGGCGAUGUAAACUGGAGGAAAUGGGAUUUAAGGAUACUGAUCCAGACAGCAAGCCGUUCAGUUUACAAGAAACCUACGAGGCGAAAAGGAAUGAAUUUCUGGGAGAACUGCAGAAGAAAGAGGAGGAAAUGAGGCAGAUGUUUGUCCAGAGAGUCAAAGAGAAGGAAGCGGAGCUGAAAGAGGCUGAAAAAGAGCUCCACGAGAAAUUUGAUCGCCUAAAGAAGCUGCAUCAGGAUGAGAAGAAGAAACUGGAGGACAAGAAGAAAUCCCUGGAUGAUGAAGUCAACGCCUUUAAGCAGAGGAAGACAGCUGCCGAAUUGCUUCAGUCUCAGACUCAACAGGCAGGAGGUUCACAGACACUGAAAAGGGACAAGGAGAGAAAAAAUUAAUCCCUGCUGUUUGCUGCAUGGUGCAUGCAUGGUGCAUGAAGGCACCUUGUGCUGGUAAGCUGUGACUAAACCAAGAAGCCACUGCGGUGGGAUCCACGAGUGCGCCUCGUGCAAAACCAGACACUCCCCUUCUGAAUCGUCCGACUUCUAGCAUUUCUGGCCACUCCCAGCAUAUACCUCUUCCAAUUAUGCACCUUUCUUCUUUCUUCCAGUAAGGUGAAUGCAGGCAGAAGACCCUUUAACUCCUACAUAUAUUAUUUGGACAGCUGCAAAUAUUUUUUUAAGUCCUUCUGAAAUGCACUAUAGUUGCUCCCUGCUCCCCGCCCCCAUGUCUUUUUUGUACCUGAUACUGGUUUACACAGGGCAGUAAGUAACUGAGGUUCAUAAAGGGACAUUUUUCUUUUUUUCUUUUUUUUUCAUUCAGGACAGGAUGAGGUUAAAAGCCUUUUGCUCAAUUAACAUUGUGCAAAAAUAGUGUCAUGAGCCCUUAGUUGCUGAGCUGGUUAGAUCCAACAAUAACUAAAUCUGCUACUAGUCUACAAGUGAAAAAAAAAAAGUUCCAGAUGUUUAGGAUGGAAUCUUAUUUGAAUCGCUGGAAACCUUUUACAACUGUUGAUGUGGGGGUCUGAUAUGUAAUUUAAACAAGUUCUUCUGGGGUUAAAAUACUCUUCCAGAAUAGUUUCUGUGCAGAACGAAAGACCAGCUAAGAGCAGAAAGGGGAAAAACCAACAGUUCGUCUUCAGGACAACAUCAGCAAUGUGAAAAACGGGCACAAACAAUAGCCCUGUUUAUCCUGGUCUCAGAGCAUAACCAAGGGCUGGAGAGGAACUGGAAUAAACAUUGUGGCUCCUUGUUAGCUUUGAAUUGUGGUUGGCAGAUUGCCACGUACAACACUGAAGCAUGCUAGUUGUGGCUGAAAGAAGCCUCCUUUUUUGUUCCUCAGAUUAUAGGUGGCAAACACAGAGGCAUCUGUUCAUUCCUUUGCAAAGUGCGGGGAGGUCUUUCCCAACAAUUCACAAAUGUUUCCAGGAUUGAUUUGGGCUGGGAAAUCUCGCAUGGCUUGAUAUUUUCCUGCAUCCAACUAAGCGACCAGCUGCAAUCUGCUGGCAACCGAAGUGUUGCAAACAUAUUGCUGUAUAAUUCAAGCAUGUGUAAGCAAAAUCAGAAACUAAUAUUUUUUUCCCUUCCUCUUCUAAUUUAGAGACCAGGGAUGGGCAAAUAGAGGUCCAAAGGCAUCACGGGAAUGCCGGAAUUCGGUUGAAUUCUGUUCGUAUGCCAGCAUUAUAAGAGCUUACGUUUUAAGCAUCCCCUUCUAAAAUUGCUAUGUGGUUUAUAAGCUGAAUGGCUCAAGAAUCUUAAAAGACAGAUAAAUAUUGCUUCCAGUUCAUUGCGGUCAUUCUUUUUCCUUUAAGGCUGUUCUUAAACCUGAAAGUCAGGUUUUUUGGUAAACGAUUUAUAUUUUGCUCCAGAAUAGGAAGAUCACGGUUGAUGCAUGUGCCCGUUUUCAGUUGAUCAGCAACUGCCAUAAAACAUGAACCUUUGAAUGUAAUAUAUAAACAAUGGACUUUGUGUCUCAUACCAUGUUUCCUAGUGUGACAUUUGAUUGAAAAUACGUUGCCCAUCCCUGGUACAAACCAUAUGUAUCUUACAAUUAAUUGAGAGAAACAUUAAUCCUUUUUUGUUGUUUGUUUUCAGUUCAGGCUUCCUGUAGACCUUACUCUUUUGCUCCAGAAAAGACCAUCCCACAUUUUGAAUUAAUAUACAGUCCACCCCUAUACCUUUUCUUCCUAGUGCAUCUUCUUGUUCUGUUCUGCAUUUUUUCCUGUUUUGUUCCAUUUUCCUGAAUGCAAAAAGAGGCUGUACUCCUUUGACUGUUUUGGCGAAGAACUCGGCAAUGCUUUCUUGGAUCUGAUGAGUCAGACUCCAAAUACUGGUCUGUUUUUAUCCCGUUGACCAGCAAUCUUUUCAGGACUGAUGUCCCCGAAAUGUUCAGCAUCAGCAUUUCAUUAAUGCAAUGCCUGUGCACGUGUGGGUGUGUUUGUGCACAUGUGAAUGGCCAGAGGCUGCAUGUCUGCUUAACAGCUGCACUGGGACAGCUAAACUCUUUCGAGAAGGGAGAGAAAAGAAAGUUGAGCAUAAAAAGUUCUUUUUUUCCUUUUUCCUUUGCUUUUUGGAAGAGCUUUAUAGGAGAUUUUUAAGGAGGUUUUUGUUGUUUUUCCCUGUAUCUUGACUGUUACAAAGCUCAACCCAACCGAUGAGUGCAAAAAUAGGAAUUUGAAGAUGUAACCAGAGCUGUUCACAUUUCCCAUCCCUAUCCGGGGAGGCUGAAUAUUGAAUCUUGGACCUUCUAUGUACAAGCAGGAGUUUUACCAUUGAAUUCAACCUGGCUAGAAUCUAUAGCUUUGAAUUCAGUGGGCUUUGCUUCCAUGUUAAUUUUGCAACAUUGUCCCCUUUAGUACUUCAUUCUGCAGGGAUAGAUAAGCAUCCGGUCAUUUUGUACAAAAAUAAUCUGUUAUUUCUCAGUUUAAAAAUAUGAAGUCUUAUCUGAAAAAAUAGACUUUUUUCUACCCCAAAGCUGGAGAGGGAUAAAGAAUUCUAAGGCAUCCUUCAUUUCUAUUCAGAUUUGAUUAGUUUUAAUCAUGGAAAGCUUGAUUUAAGAGCAAGCAACUUUGGGCAGUCUCACAAAGUGACAUUUUCCGUGUUGUAUGGGAGAAGCUGUGAUAUAUAUACAUAUAAAAAUAAAAUAAAAACUCUUGGUUAUCCAGAAGGAGCAAGUAAAUUACUUAGCACUCACUUCUCCCUCCUGGACAUUCUCCCUUUGAAUGGACUUCAACUCCAGAUGUUUCCCAUGAAUGUUCCUGUGACCGUUGCUGAGAAUUUGAGGAGCUGAAGUUUUACGUUUGUAGGGUCCCCAGAUUGAGGAAAGUUGCUUUAGAGUUAGUAACCCCCAAUUCUUGGCCACCAAGAGUUGCAUCAUUUGUUAUAUCUGUGUUUGGCCUUGACCUGUGCUCUUCACAGAGUACAGUUCUGAAAUUCAGGGCAUCUAAAAAGUAUGGGCCCAUUUUUGUUGAAAAAUCUUGGUACUGGGAAAUGCCCUUGAUAGAAAUGGGCACGAGUUUUUCUACCAGAAAGCCAAGAGUGACUGUUGGCAUCUUCCAGGCCCCAUCCAAACAAUUCUAUCUAGCUCCCAACAGUUACCCUUGAUUUCAACUGAAGUAUAGCUUAAAAGAGAAAGUUCCAUGUUUUUACUAGCAAGGAACCGGAUAUUGCCUCUACAAAUGUGCGCGAGGGAAGUGCAUUUCCCACUUAAAUGUUUUUCCUGUCUUUGAAUUUGAUAUCCUGUUCCCACAUUUGUUCCUGAGUACAUGUCUUCUGUAAUUGUAAAAUUUUUCCUACUUGGUGGGCCUAGUUAUAACGGUGAUGGACAGGCCACCCAUGACCAACCAUUGGCCCAUUCCAUGGAGAGAAAUUGUCCCCAGCCCCCAAUGCAGAAAUAGCCAUCCCUGUGCCAAACAGCCAACUUGAUUAAUAGCUUAGAGCACGGUUCCUCAACCUUGGCGACUUGAAGAUGUGUGGACUUCAACUCCCAGAA
Molecule: messenger RNA, 4814 nt
Organism: Python bivittatus (Burmese python)
Lineage: Eukaryota; Metazoa; Chordata; Lepidosauria; Squamata; Pythonidae
Source: RefSeq, a predicted model, not a curated record